UGCGGCGGCGGCAGCCCCAGUGCUGCCCCUGUGCGGCGCCCCUUCCCCGCUCCGCCGCGCACUGUUGUCAUGGAGGAACCAAGAUGGCGGCUCUGGCCUACAACCUGGGCAAGCGGGAGAUCAACCACUACUUCAGCGUGAGGAGCGCCAAGGUACUGGCGCUGGUGGCCGUGCUGCUGCUCGCGGUGUGCCACCUCGCCUCCCGCCGCUACCGAGGCAAUGAUUCAUGUGAAUACCUUCUCUCAAGUGGCAGAUUUCUUGGAGAGAAAGUUUGGCAGCCUCACAGCUGUAUGAUGCAUAAGUACAAAAUCAGUGAAGCAAAGAACUGCCUCGUAGAUAAACAUAUUGCAUUUAUUGGAGAUUCCAGAAUUCGUCAAUUAUUUUAUUCUUUUGUGAAAAUAAUUAAUCCUCAAUUCAAAGAAGAAGGAAAUAAGCAUGAAAACAUUCCUUUUGAAGACAAGACUGCAUCAGUUAAAGUGGAUUUUCUGUGGCAUCCAGAGGUUAAUGGUUCUAUGAAACAGUGUAUCAAAGUGUGGACUGAGGAUUCUGUUGCAAAGCCCCAUGUGAUUGUAGCAGGAGCUGCCACAUGGUCUAUCAAGAUUCACAAUGGCAGCAAUGAAGCGCUUUCCCAAUAUAAAAUGAAUAUUACCUCCAUAGCACCACUUUUAGAAAAACUGGCAAAGACUAGUGAUGUUUAUUGGGUCUUACAAGAUCCUGUCUAUGAAGAUCUAUUAAGUGAAAAUAGGAAAAUGAUCACUAAUGAGAAGAUAGAUGCCUACAAUGAAGCUGCAGUCAGUAUUUUGAAUAGUAGCACCAGAAAUUCUAAAUCAAAUGUUAAGGUGUUUAGUGUUUCCAAAUUGAUUGCUCAAGAAACCAUCAUGGAAUCUUUGGAUGGCUUACAUCUUCCUGAAUCAAGCAGAGAAACUAGUGCAAUGAUUCUUAUGAACGUGUAUUGCAAUAAGAUUUUGAAGCCUGUAGAUGGUUCCUGUUGUCAACCUCGACCUCCUCUUACUCUCAUACAGAAGCUAGCUGCUUGCUUUUUCACUUUAUCUAUUAUUGGAUAUUUAAUUUUUUAUAUAAUUCAUCGUAAUGCUCAUCGGAAGAAUAAGCCUUGUACCGACUUGGAAAGUGGAGAAGAAAAGAAAAAUAUUAUCAAUCCCCCUGUGUCUCCAUUAGAAAUACUUUUACAGUCUUUCUGCAAACUUGGCCUGAUUAUGGCUUAUUUCUAUAUGUGUGACCGGGCAAAUCUAUUUAUGAAGGAAAACAAAUUUUAUACACAUUCAACUUUCUUUAUUCCAAUUAUCUACAUUUUGGUUUUGGGAGUAUUUUACAAUGAAAAUACCAAGGAGACUAAAGUAUUAAAUAGAGAACAAACAGAUGAAUGGAAAGGCUGGAUGCAACUUGUGAUUUUGAUUUAUCAUAUCUCUGGAGCAAGUACAUUUUUGCCUGUCUACAUGCACAUUCGGGUUCUGGUCGCUGCGUAUCUAUUUCAGACAGGGUAUGGGCAUUUCUCAUACUUUUGGAUCAAAGGAGACUUUGGAAUCCAUAGAGUAUGUCAGGUCUUAUUUCGUCUCAAUUUCCUGGUAGUGGUGUUAUGCAUAGUAAUGGAUCGGCCUUAUCAAUUCUAUUACUUUGUCCCCUUGGUCACUGUAUGGUUCAUGGUCAUAUAUGUUACUUUAGCACUGUGGCCACAAAUAAUCCAAAAAAAAGCAAACGGAAGUGGUCUGUGGCAUUUCGGCUUGCUGUUGAAGCUCGCCUUCCUGCUGUUAUGUAUAUGUUUUCUGGCAUAUUCUCAGGGUGCAUUUGAGAAGAUCUUUUCUCUUUGGCCAUUGUCCAAGUGUUUUGAACUGAAAGGCAAUGUAUAUGAAUGGUGGUUCAGAUGGAGGUUAGACCGUUAUGUAGUCUUUCAUGGAAUGUUGUUUGCUUUCGUUUAUCUGGCUUUACAGAAGCGCCAAAUACUUUCUGAAGGAAAGGGUGAACCUCUUUUUUCAAGCAAAAUUUCAAAUUUUCUAUUAUUUAUUUCAGUAGUUUCUUUCUUGACUUACUCCAUCUGGGCUAGCAGUUGUAAAAACAAAUCAGAGUGCAAUGAGCUCCACCCGUCCGUUUCUGUGGUACAGAUUUUAGCCUUCAUCCUAAUAAGGAAUAUCCCUGGGUAUGCUCGUUCAGUUUACAGUUCAUUUUUUGCUUGGUUUGGAAAAAUUUCAUUGGAGCUGUUUAUUUGCCAAUAUCACAUAUGGCUGGCAGCAGACACAAGGGGUAUCUUGGUCCUCAUUCCUGGAAACCCUAUGCUCAACAUUAUUGUCAGCACUUUCAUAUUUGUUUGUGUGGCACAUGAAAUUUCUCAGAUCACUAAUGAUCUUGCACAGAUUAUUAUUCCUAAAGAUAACUCAUCUCUGUUGAAAAGAUUGGCAUGUAUAGCUGCAUUUUUUUGUGGACUCCUCAUCUUAUCAUCCAUUCAAGAUAAAUCAAGACAUUAGGAUUCUAAAAACUUAAAACUCUUCAGAUUAACUUUGAAUCUACCUAGAGGAGAACAGCGUCUAUCUGGAGAUGUAUUGUAAAUGUAAAUAAAAAUUUGUGUGGCAAGAAGAUAGCUCAGUGACAUCUGUUGAACAUGUGUGGUUGUAUAUUUUGGAAAUGUACAUAUACAGUGUGAAAUACUGAAAAAAUUGAAGCAGAGUGCAUCGUAUAGGACUGCAUGUGAAAAGUGUUUUCUACUGGAUCUACAUUUCCAUUUAUAAGUGAUUUUAAGUUAACAUAUGAAGGCAGGGAAAUAAUUACCUUUCCAGUAAAAAUACAGAUAAUUAAAUUAGCUUAGUAACACCACUGAGUGUUUUGAUAUUUACUAAAUUUAGGGUAAUAAAAAUUGUAUGCACCUAUUUUCAUCAUGGAACUUCCUACUUCAUCGAAAACUUUCUUACUCAAGAAAGAUUGCAGUGUUGUUUUCUUAUAUGUGCAAUGAUGUGGAUGACAAGCAGUAUGUCUUUUAUUGUUCAUGUUCUGAUAUUAUGUUUCCUGACCUGACUUUUCUUCCUAACUUUGGUUUUCAGGUAGAUAAGCCUGAAACCUUUGUACACUUUGUCCCAGAGUUGUUCUAGGCUCCAUGACAGGCUUUUGUCAUUGAUGCUAUUGUAGCUUUUUAUAAAAAGGCCAAAUUUUCUUUCCAGUCCAAACAUUCACCUAUUUCCUUUCCUUAAGCUACACCAGUGUAAUACCAGUGUUACCCUGUGGGUUCAUCACAUAUGCUUUCCCCCAUCUAAUUAGUUUUUGUAUAUUAUUUCCAAUGUUUGGAAGCUCUUUAUAACCAUUUUGGUAUUUCCUAUUACUCCCUCCUAUUUUUAAAAAAAUAUUUAUCAAUCUAAAUGUGUGCAGUGUAGUAAAGAUUCAAGAUAUGUUUGAGACGUAUAACCGUAAGUAGAAUUUUAAGUAAACUGGUCACCUUGGGCAAUGUUUGUUUUUUGGUUUUGUUACAGGCUUAACUGUUAGAGGUAUAAAUUUAUUUAUCUGUUGUACAGAUUUGAUUACAGAUUUUAAUGUUUUAAAAAUUGCACUUGUUUGCUGUUACUGUGUAUGGGGUAAAAUAUUUUUUGUUCAUGGUAUAUGAAAAUAUGGAAUAAUUUAAACAGUAAAUAAACAUUCUGUGGAUGCUUA
Molecule: messenger RNA, 3648 nt
Organism: Dama dama (fallow deer)
Lineage: Eukaryota; Metazoa; Chordata; Mammalia; Artiodactyla; Cervidae
Gene: CASD1
Product: CAS1 domain containing 1
Exons: 18
Coding region: 84-2477 (797 amino acids)
Cellular component (GO): Golgi membrane
Molecular function (GO): N-acetylneuraminate 9-O-acetyltransferase activity
Source: RefSeq, a predicted model, not a curated record